AUCUCGCCUGUGACUUUGAGUCGGGUUUCUGCGGUUGGGAGCCGUUUCUCACAGAAGAUUCACACUGGAAGCUGAUGAAACGAUUGAAUAAUGGAGAGCACCACUUUCCUGCAGCUGAUCACACAGCAAACAAAUCAUGGAUCGUUUAUUUAUUUGGAGGCACAGCGCUCCCCCGGGGUGGCCAAGCUUGGAAGUCCUGUUCUUACAAAAUUGCUCACUGCCUCUACCCCAUGUCAGGUGCAGUUUUGGUAUCAUUUGUCUCAACAUUCAAAUCUCUCAGUUUUUACAAGAACGUCUCUAGAUGGAAACUUGCAAAAGCAAGGCAAAAUAAUCAUAUUCUCCGAAUCUCAGUGGAGCCACGCAAAAAUUGAUCUCAUUGCAGAAGCGGGAGAAUCUACUCUACCUUUUCAGGUAAGCACAUACGAAAUUAAUACAACUCAACAGAAGACACUUAUUUAA
Messenger RNA from Gorilla gorilla gorilla (western lowland gorilla), 459 nucleotides. RefSeq names its product MAM and LDL-receptor class A domain-containing protein 1-like. Gene Ontology annotation, cellular component: membrane. The transcript is spliced from 3 exons. Bases 91 to 459 code for a protein of 122 amino acids. The record is from RefSeq and is a predicted model, not a curated record. Lineage: Eukaryota; Metazoa; Chordata; Mammalia; Primates; Hominidae.